Molecule: messenger RNA, 2629 nt
Organism: Nothoprocta perdicaria
Lineage: Eukaryota; Metazoa; Chordata; Aves; Tinamiformes; Tinamidae
Gene: TAF1B
Product: TATA-box binding protein associated factor, RNA polymerase I subunit B
Exons: 15
Coding region: 1-1800 (599 amino acids)
Biological process (GO): RNA polymerase I preinitiation complex assembly; nucleolar large rRNA transcription by RNA polymerase I
Cellular component (GO): RNA polymerase I core factor complex; RNA polymerase transcription factor SL1 complex
Molecular function (GO): RNA polymerase I core promoter sequence-specific DNA binding
Source: RefSeq, a predicted model, not a curated record
AUGCGCUUUAAGACAAAAAUGAAUGUGGAAACUGGAGCUGAAGAUUAUCACGAGCGCUGUGUGCAGUGCUCGGAAGUGAACUGGGGCCUUACUGAUGGAGGCAGAUUUUAUUGCAGAACUUGCCACAAUGUUACAGAGAGAACCAGAGAAGUUGUCAGUAGUGCUGUUACUUCGAACACAAGAAUCCAGACCAUCUCCAAAGGUCUAAGAAAGCAGGAAAAAAAUGAUGAAGGCUGGGAAUGGUAUGUUUGUGAAGGCUUUCAGUUUGUACUCCAGAAACAAGCAGAAGCUUUGGAAGCCUUAGGAGUAUGCCCACAAAUGAAGGAUGAAAUUCUGUGCAAUUUUUGGAGGCGUUACCUUCAGAAGAGCCAACAAGCAUAUUGUGAGAGACCAGCUGGGGAAUCUAUCAAAGUGCUAUCAGGAUACGAGAGCAGUACAGACAUGGAGAGUGAGCCAGAGAGGCCUGGUCUUCUUCACUUGCUCCCUCUCUCUGAAAGUGAUGGGGAGCCACUCACUGACUGCAGCUUUGGCUCAUCCACUGGCAGAGUUUCAGAAAGCACCUCUGCCUGCUCGGGCUCGGUGGACGGUACCUUGCACGCCAGGAAGAACAAGAAGGACAAACUGAGGAUGUCGAUGCCCAUGACCCUUUCAUUUUGUUACAUGGCCUUACUCUGGCUCAGAGAAUCAAUGACAUUAUCUGAUCUCUUAAGGUUUGUUGUUGAAGGCCAUAUUCCAUAUUUGAAUGUUUUUCAAUGUUUUCCAGAGAAGAUGAAAUUAUAUGGGCUUGAUCUGAAGAUCUUUUGUGUAGAGUCAUGGCCUGUCUAUGAAGAAGUGCACGACAAAAUGGUUCACCUUGCUGCCUUCCUGGAGCUGCCUCGUUUUCCAGAUAUAACAGAGAGCUGCUUUCUUCAUCCAGACAUGUUGUGCAUGAAGUACUUGAUGGAAGCUAACUUACCGGAUGAAUUGCAUAAUUGGACUUGUCGAGUGGUGAAAAAGAUCCACGUAGGAGAAGCAGAUUUCCUGACUUUGGUUCCUGAGAAUAAGUCUAUGAGGAAAGUGAAAUAUGAUGUUCUUGCUGCAGCAGUUAUUGUAGUGGUGCUCAAAUUACUCUUCUUAUUAGAUGAUCACUACGAAUGGCUACUGUCAGACUUUGCUCAAGAAAGAAAUAAAAACAACAAAGAAGAUGGUCCAUAUUUCGAGUUCAAGAAGUGGUACAAGGUUAUAAAAAAUACUUUGGAUGUGGAACAAAAGAAAAUGGAUGAAGAAAGAGCCAAGUGUCUGUGGAGAUGUGAAAAGCCACUCUUUUAUUCAGCCAAGAAGAAGUCUAAAGUUCUUAAGCGAAGGCAAAUCGUUGUGAACUUACAGAAUCAGUUUGGCAAGCUCUCUGGUUCGUGGCAACCUGCUGAAAAGCCAAAUCCUUCCAGUUUUCAGUUCAGCUGGUCUGAGGAAAACACAGAUGGGAGUUGUUUUCAUGGACAUAGCCUGAAGGGCGUUUUGCAAGAAAAAUGUGGCCUCCUUACAGUCAUGAACCCUGACUACUGGCUCUGCACAGUCAAACUGUGUACGGAGAAGUUCUGUGGUCGUCUGGCUCAUUACAGAGAUGUGGACUUUCCCCAGAGCUACCAUUUUGUGCUAAGGUUAUUCUCCUUUCUCCUGAGGAUACAGCCCUCUUGCAUCCACGAAGAAGUGUGUGCCAUAGAACACAAGCUUUUUAAUAAAAAACUCUAUAAAAAGCCGAAACACAACCCAGGCCAAAGGAAACAGAAAGGCCUAAAAAAUGGUAGUAUUCAGACUGUGUAAAUACAGGGCUCAAUUCCAUCCCAAAUCGUGAUAUCCCAUCUGAACUUACUGCUGGUCCUCCUGCCUGCAUAGAUACAGAUAGUGUAGCAGUGCUGAGAUCUGCUACUGCACUUCAGUUGUGCUGUCAUUUAUCUGUAAUUUCAAGGCACCAGUUUCCAAAUGGGAGAGUUGCUAAGGAAACCGUUUUCCAAAACUUAUUUCCUCAUUUUGCAUCAGAGCCAACAGGAAGCCCUGAAAUUAGCAUUUCUGGCAUAAUUGUACAUACUUCGGGUGUCCCGGACAGCAGGUUAGCAUCUAAUUACGUAGCAGGAUUUUGCAAUUAAAAUGCUCUCCGUUUUGUUACCUACCGUUGUGUGACAGCAAAUACAUUUCUAGAAAGUAAUAUUUACUUUUCUUGGAAAUGCUGUGCUCCCCAAUGAAAGGAGCAGAUGGCUGAUGUUUGGCUGCGGCCAUGUGUUACGUCGCUGUUUCCAAACACUCGGCUCCGGGAAGCCCUGGCGCCGUCUGCGCGUUGCGGGCCCUGCCGUUCGGCCGUAGUCCCCACACCCGCGGCUGCCCAUGCUGCCUUUUGCAAGAUACUCUUCCUGAACUGCUUUUAAUUUCUCCUGAUAACUUCAGAAUUUAGCGUCUCCAGCAGCCUGAGCCUCAGCCCAUUCCACCAGUUUCUCAUGCUCCGUCUAUUUAUGCACUGUAUGUUUUUUAAACUAUCCCAAUUAAUGUGUAAAUGAAGUUCGGUGCUACCUACCAGUGCAUUAAAGACACCAUAACAUACACAUAUGUUGAACAGAGGUGUAGAGUAGACAUCCAGAUGAAUACUACAACUUUUGGU